Myodes glareolus (Bank vole) is the source of this 2114-nucleotide messenger RNA. It is a transcript of the gene C19H8orf33, whose product is annotated as chromosome 19 C8orf33 homolog. Lineage: Eukaryota; Metazoa; Chordata; Mammalia; Rodentia; Cricetidae. The record is from RefSeq and is a predicted model, not a curated record.
GGGGGGACAGAGAGGGGAGAGAUAUUCCAUUCCUAUCUCACCGCGUGUCCGACUGGUUUCUCGUGGGUGCAGUCUGCUGGGUUCUCCGAGGCCUCCACGUUCGUCCCUGCGCUCUCUGCAUCCUCCCAGAGUUGUUGCACGCCCAGCCUGGAGCGUUCGGUUCACCGAGUGCUUUCUGCUCGCUGGUCCGCUGCGGAACUCUGUGCCGUAGACGCGUUUGUAGAGGACUGAGUUCACUGCGUUGUUAGGACUUACGUAGCUUCCGGUAAACGCUACGGCGCAUGGCGGAGUUAGGGCGUCGUGCACUGGAGACACCAGCAACCUCAAUCCGGAGAACUCAACGCUCUCCGCGCAGACCCCGGCUCCUCCGCCCGGCUUCCGGUGCCUCAGACCCUCCCCUUCUCAGUUCAGUGCAACCUGCUUGUGACUCCGCCACCAGAGCACGUCCCGUAGGCAAUACAGUGUCGAUGAAGCAGAAGAAGAAGAAAAUCCCGAAUAGGGUUUCUGGGACAAAUGGAGACGAAAAGACCUCCGAGAAACCUGUUCCAGAGGAAGCUCCCCCCAGUGCUGAGGCCCAGGCUGAGCAGCUGGCGAGGGAGCUGGCCUGGUGUGUGGAACAGCUGGAGCUGGGUCUCAAGACGCAGAGACCCACCCCGAAGCAGAAAGAGCAGGCAGUUGGGGCAAUCCGAACCUUGCGCAGUGAGAAAACCCCCUUGCCCCGGAAGAGACAACUGAUGCGCUCCUUGUUUGGGGACUACAGGGCUCAAAUGGAUGCAGAAUGGCAGGAAGCCCUGAAGGCCCUAAGGACUGCUACCCAGUCAGCCCGGGUCCAGCUUGUAGGCGAGACGGCCAGAAAGAAGAGCGGAAAGGUCUGCAGGCCUCGUCCAGCGGGAAGAACCAAGGCCACUGUGGACUUUACUAAUGAAGAGUUUCGGUUCAAUUUCUUUUAGAUUCUCCUGCAUUCUGAACUAGUCCUCCUCCUCCAGCGUGGUGUGGGGAUUUGUCUUGAGUGCAGGAUCCGGCUAGGAAUUGCGGAAGUGGGAUUGGUUUGUCCCUAUCUGGUAUAAGGACACAAAGCUGCUGGCUGGUGUGAGACUACCAUAUGGGAACUUUUGGAGGAGAUGUUCCUCCGGUCAGAAGAGAGAUGCAUUUGGGAACUCUUCUGUGAUAAGCCUUCUUGUUGGGUGGGUUGUAGAAAGAAAUGGUCCUCCAGUCACUGGGAGUAGCAGUUGGCGAUGAGGAACUGAAGAAGCUGUGUAAUUACUUAUACAUAGUGCUCACUUUUGAAAGGAUGCCCUGGCCAUUGGCUUAGUGCUUUAUCUAUUGUUAUAGCACCCUAAUAAAUAUUUUUUUCUACACACAAAUACUUUAUUAAUGCAAUAUACACAAACUAUAAAGGAAUAAGAAGUUAAAAUAUCUGCAUUGUAACAAGCAGGUGGCAGUUGAACAUCUAGAGUGGAGAGAAGGCUGGAAGAAGACUGCAGUGGAUCGGAUUCCCAUGGUAGAAAGGGUGUCUUCAGAGGUGAAGGGGGUCCGGGUGCAGCAGCUUCUCAACCACGGUUUCCUCAUUCAGGCUCAAGAGAGGCACUCCAUUCAAGAGGAGAUGUGUAAUCUGGUGCUCCUCAGGCAGGUCAGAACUCAAAAUCUAGAGGACUGAAGGGGAAGAACUUUUUUAUUUCUGGGUAGUGUCAUCAGAAGCAGGAACAGAGCUUUGUGCCUUAGGCUUCUCGGUGAUCUUUAGUGCUGAAGCAUGUGCACUGUGUCUUCUUCAUGUCCCCCACACACCUUCUUCACAGUUGAAGUUGGCGGUUUUUGUUGACCGACUUUUCUAUAACCCUGUUGACAGUUCCCAAAGCCUUUCUGCUGGCUUUAGACAAGGCUGGAGCAUUGAACACUUUGCCAACUUGUGGUACUGAGAACUGCAAUUUCCCAUCUAAGGCCUCGACACCAGAGCCCAGCUUCAGCCAAUCCUUAGAUGCCAAAGGGCUGCCUCGUUCUUCAUUAUCCUUCUCAACAAAGAAAGACCAGACUAGCCAUCCUGGAUUACUCUGCGACACCCUAACAGCCAGACUCACCCAAGACUGCACCCAAUAAAUAUUUUUUUAAAGAAAUGA